CUCCGAUUGUGAUCUCGCGCUCUCCAUUCUCACAUCCAACAGCUACCUCUCGAUUGAGAUCGUAGGAAAUGUCGUUCUCAGAUCUCGUUGCGGGAGGGGCAGGCUGUGGCCCGUCGAAUCCGCUGCAAAAUCUCGGGAAGAGAUUCGGUCACGACCGCUCGUCGCAGCUCGACCGAUUCGACGGCGUUAGCAAUGGUGGCGCAGCCGAAUCCAGCCAAAGCGCUUCCUUUAGAACAGGGGGACCAUCUCCAUCGUUGUCUGCCGACCCGGCCUUCUUCCACCAGCACCAGCAGGCGCAUGCCUUUGAUCUAGCACCUCUCAAAGGCGCUCUUCCCUUUGCGCCACCUGUGGGGCCCCAGGGACCACAUCUCCACGCUGAUCUUGAUGGUGCUUGGUCUCAGCAAUCCCGUACGGAGCACUUCGAAGCCUCGUUCCGACCCGGUCCAUCCACCGGUGCGCAUGCUCGGGCUCAUGUGCCGGCCCAGAAUGGCUGGGCGAGAGACUUUCACACACGAGAAUCGUCGCCCAGUACCAUGUCGGCAUCGCCAUCGCAUGCUAGCUCGUAUCAGCAACAUUCGCAGCAAUCUCAGCAUAUUGGGUAUCAGCAACCCAUGAUGGGACCAGGAAUCGGCCGACUCAAUAUGAUGGGGAUGGGCGUUCAAGGCGGCUUUCACCCAGCAUCGAUGCAGCCGAUGUACGGACAGCAGCACCAGGACCGGCAGCAACCUCAAGAGGUCCAAGGAAGCUCGGUUCAACGGGCGGAUGACUCUGUAUGGGACACUGCCUUCACUGCCUACGACUCACAGAGACCGGCUUCUCCACCUCAAUCUAUGGCGCCCCACACCGAGCAGAAAGCACAGCAACAGCGGCCCAUCACGGACCCUCACGAGGCUGAUGAGCUCGCCAGGACGGCGGGCAAACUCGUUUCCACAGUUGAGCACGAUACCAGCGACAAGUUCAAGAAGAGUAACUUCCUCAAUCUCAUGCGCAAGAUCAGGGACAAGCAGGCUGGAAUUCAGGGCACCGACAUCGUCGAGGGCGAGAGCUUUGGCGGCGCAUCAGCAGAUGCAGCACCUGUCUCUUCUCUAGACAAGGGCAAGGCGAGGGAAAUGAGCAGCUCGCAGCGUGACGAAAUGAUCACCAAUGGGCAGUUGCCGCCCUCGCUCCAGCGACGCUUGGCCGCUCAAACCCCAAGCGAUAUGGGCUUGCUUGGACAGACGGCGCUCGAGCACGAGUUGAAAGGUCGGCAGGAGCUCAAUGAGAUGUGGGCCGAGGAGGAUGCCAGGAGUGAGGCCAUCGAGCGUCAAGCGAUGCAGAAAAGCUUUGCCGGCGAUGGAGGCAAUGUGCUAGAGCGACGGCAGGAGGACGACGAGCUGUUUGCAAAGUACAUGGGUCUCAACAAUCGUGCCUACGGCACCACCGCUCCCAACGCGGCCGCUGGGCAGGAGGAAGAAUUCGUGGACCGGCUGAGUUCGGAGGAUUUCGUCGGACGGCGGUGGGAGGGCACAAAAGGAAAGGGCGUCGGAGGGGCACAGAGUGCAGAGUGGGACAAGCUGCAGAACGAUUGGGAUGCUUGGGAGGCCGAUUCGGCUGGCUUCAAGCCUUCGUUGCAGCCUCCAAGAUCGGCCGACAAAGCGCCUGAGUAUCGAUUCCAUCAGACGAACCCUUACAUCAAUGGCCACGCUGCCGCUGGCGUACCGGCUGACAUGGCGAGCGUCCUGGAGAAAGAAGCGGCUGUGCAGAUGGAUCCUAACAAUGCCACGGCUUGGCUCGACUUGGGCAUCAAGCAGCAGGAGAACGAGCGGGAGAGCCUGGCCAUCGCCGCUCUCCAUCGAGCGAUUCAGCUCGACCCUACGCUCAAAGACGCUUGGCUGGCCCUCGCCGUGAGCUACACCAACGAAAAUGACCGGAUGUCCGCGUUUGAAGCAACCGAGCGGUGGAUCGGCGCAUGCCCAGAAUACAACGAUGUCGUCAAGCAGUUUCAAGGCGAGCGCGGCGAUGUGACGAGCGCAACGCUGCCGACGCAUGCGCAACGUCAUGAACGUCUCACCAACCUUCUGAUGGCGCUGGCUAGACACGGAUCGAUGCAGAAUCGCAUUGAUGCAGACGUUCAAGUUGCCCUUGGUGUGCUAUUCAACGCCUCAGAAGACUACGACAAGGCUGUCGACUGUUUCUCGGCCGCACUGGAGGUCCGGCCUGACGAUUGGCUUCUGUACAACCGCCUGGGAGCAACAUUGAGCAACAGUGGCAGGAGCGACGUAGCUCUUGGCUACUAUCACCAGGCACUUGAUCUGCGACCCGGCUUCGUCAGGUGUCACUUCAACCUGAGCAUUUCCUGCCUCAAUCUGAAGAUGUACAAGGAUGCAGCGUCGCAUAUUUACACCGCUCUGACUCUGCAGAGUGAGGCAACCGAGAACGAUCAACUCGGUGGUGCUCAGGGCGAGAGUCAUGGUGUGACUUCAAGUAGCCUCUGGGAGACGCUUCGCGUCGCUUGCGAGCUCAUGGACAGGCCUGACCUCUCCGCCUUGACGGCACAGCGCGACCUCGAUCGCUUUGACCCGGCAGAGUUCUGGGCUUAAUUUGAAGACAUUGUAGUAGUCAUGUUUGGCUCUUUUUUGCAAUCGACAUGAUCGCCAG
Molecule: messenger RNA, 2637 nt
Organism: Acaromyces ingoldii
Lineage: Eukaryota; Fungi; Basidiomycota; Exobasidiomycetes; Exobasidiales; Cryptobasidiaceae
Product: TPR-like protein
Exons: 3
Coding region: 69-2579 (836 amino acids)
Biological process (GO): protein import into peroxisome matrix, docking
Cellular component (GO): cytosol; peroxisomal membrane
Molecular function (GO): protein binding
Source: RefSeq, a predicted model, not a curated record